This is a messenger RNA of Strongylocentrotus purpuratus (purple sea urchin), 7245 nucleotides long. RefSeq lists its product as uncharacterized. Gene Ontology annotation, molecular function: protein binding. Bases 1 to 7245 code for a protein of 2414 amino acids. The record is from RefSeq and is a predicted model, not a curated record. NCBI's taxonomy places the organism in Eukaryota, Metazoa, Echinodermata, Echinoidea, Camarodonta, Strongylocentrotidae. The transcript has 2 exons.
AUGGCGUUUUUUACAGCGGUGAAAGAAGGCGAUCUUGUAAAGACAAGGUUUAUUCUAGAAGACGAGACAGGGGAUGCGAAGCUGUUCAUGGGAGACAGUGUGGAUCCUGAUGGAAAGACACCCCUCCAUAUAGCUUCAGAAGAAGGACAUAUCGACCUCGUGAAAUAUAUAAUUGAUGUGGGGGCGGACCUAGAAAAGCGAAGUAGAAGCGGUGACGCCCCUCUUCACUAUGCGUCUCGGAGUGGUCACCAGGAUGUUGCUCAAUAUCUCAUCGGUAAAGGAGCAGAUAUCAAUAUCGGUGAUAGCAAUGGAUAUACACCUCUCUAUCUUGCUUCGGAGAAAGGUAGUUUUGGUGUUGCUGAAUGUUUAGUAAAUUCUGGAGCAGAUAUAAACAAAGCUUCCUAUGACCUUUCUACACCCCUUUAUAUUUCAGCAAGUAAGGGUCAUUUUGAUGUAGUGAAAUAUCUCAUAACUAAAGGAGCCGAUCUUGAAAUGAAGGGUCCGAAGGGUCAGACUCCACUUUCAGUUGCGUCAUUGAAUGGUCAAUUUGAGGUUGUGAAGCAUCUUAUUAACGAGGGAGCAGAGCUUGAUACUGGUGAUGAAGAUGGCUGCGGUUCACAGGAGGGACACCUCGCCAUUGUUGAAUGUCCAACAAAUGAAGGAGCGAAUGUGGACAAAGCAUCAAAUCGGGGUUACGUACCACUUCACCACGCAGCUUACCACAAUCAUCUACAAGUUGUAGAGUAUCUCAUAAUUAAGGGAGCAAAGGUUGAUAUUGAUGAUAAAGAUGGUUUCACACCUCUCUAUGUAGCUUCUCAACAAGGACACCUUGAUGUUGUAGAAUGUCUAAUGAAUGCAGGAGCAGAUGUCAACAAAGCAAACCACAAGAAAAUAUCACCACUUCAUGCUGCAUCACGGAACGGUCAUCUAAACGUUGUGAAAUAUCUUAUCACCCAAGGAGCAGAAAUUACACAGAAGGGAUACAGGGGUGAAACUUCUCUUAGUUCUGCGGCUUCCCGUGGUCAUCUCGCGGUUAUCAAGUAUCUUACCAGCCAAGGAGCACAGGUAGACACUGAAGAUAACGAUGGCUACACGCCUCUACAUGUCGCCUCACAGAAUGGUCACCUCAACGUUGUUGAAUGCUUGGUGGAUGCAGGAGCAAAUAUAAACAAUUCAUCGAAUAACGGACACGCACCACUUUAUACGGCUUUGAUUAAAGAUCACCUUGACAUUGUAAAAUAUCUCAUCAUUAGAGAGGCAGAUAUCGGGAGCAGAGAUGAUAUCGGCACUACGGCAAUACGGCACGCCCUUCUUCAUGGUUACCUCGAUGUAGUCAAAUAUAUCAUCAAUAAAGUUGAUGACCUUGAUAGGUGUGAUAUUGAUGGUAACACACCUCUUUAUCUUGCAUCACAGAAAGGCCUUCUGGACGUUGUCGAAUGCCUCGUGAAUAAAGGAGCAGAUGUGAACAAAGCUUCAGGAUACAAUGGGGCCACAUCCCUCUACGCCGCUUCACAAGGAGGCUAUCUGGAGGUAGUUGAAUACCUCGUGGAUAAAGGAGCUGAUGUGAACAAAGCAUCAGCAUAUGAAGGCGGCACACCCCUCUACGCCGCUUCACAAGGAGGCCAUCUGGAGGUAGUUGAAUACCUCGUGAAUAAAGGAGCUGAUGUGAACAAAGCAUCAGCAUAUGAAGGCGGCACACCCCUCUACGCCGCUUCACAAGGAGGCUAUCUGGAGGUAGUUGAAUACCUCGUGGAUAAAGGAGCUGAUGUGAAAAAAGCAUCAGCAGAUGAAGGCGACACACCCCUCUACGCCGCUUCACAAGGAGGCUAUUUGGAGGUAGUUGAAUACCUCGUGAAUAAAGGAGCUGAUGUGAACAAAGCAUCAGCAUAUGAAGGCGAAACACCCCUCUACGCUGCUUCACAAAGAGGCUAUCUGGAGGUAGUUGAAUACCUCGUGAAUAAAGGAGCUGAUGUGAACAAAGCAUUAGCAUAUGAAGGCGACACACCCCUCUACGCCGCUUCACAAGGAGGCUAUUUGGAGGUAGUUGAAUACCUCGCGAAUAAAGGAGCUGAUGUGAACAAAGCAUCAGCAUAUGAAGGCGAAACACCCCUCUACGCUGCUUCACAAAGAGGCUAUCUGGAGGUAGUUGAAUACCUCGUGAAUAAAGGAGCAGAUGUGAACAAAGCAUCAGCAUAUGAAGGCGACACACCCCUCUACGCCGCUUCACGAGGAGGCCAUCUGGAGGUAGUUGAAUACCUUGUGAAUAAAGGAGCUGAUGUGAACAAACCAUCAGCAGCUGAUGGCGCCACACCUCUCUACGCUGCUUCACAAGGAGGCCAUCUGGAGGUAGUUGAGUACCUCGUGGAUAAAGGAGCUGAUGUGAACAAAGCAUCAGCAGAUGAUGGCGCCACACCUCUCUACGCCGCUUUACAAGGAGGCCAUCUGGAGGUAGUUGAAUACCUCGUGAAUAAAGGAGCAGAUGUGAACAAAGCAGCAAAGAAUGGUUCUACACCAUUGAAUACAGCAUCUCAUGAAGGUCAUCUAGAUAUGGUGAAGUAUCUCGUCAUUAAAGGAGCAGCUCUUGAUAGUAGAGGUUAUAAAGGUCAGACGCCUCUUGGUGUCGCAUCACUCUCUGGUCAUCUCGCGGUUAUCAAGUAUCUUACCAGCAAAGGAGCACAGGUAGACACUGAAGAUAACGAUGGAUACACGCCUCUACAUGUCGCAUCACAGAAUGGUCACCUCAACGUUGUUGAAUGCUUGGUGGAUGCAGGAGCAAAUAUAAACAAUGCAUCGAAUAACGGACACGCACCACUUUAUACGGCUUUGAUUAAAGAUCACCUUGACAUUGUAAAAUAUCUCAUCAUUAGAGAGGCAGAUAUCGGGAGCAGAGAUGAUAUCGGCACUACGGCAAUACGGCACGCCCUUCUUCAUGGUUACCUCGAUGUAGUCAAAUAUAUCAUCAAUAAAGUUGAUGACCUUGAUAGGUGUGAUAUUGAUGGUAACACACCUCUUUAUCUUGCAUCACAGAAAGGCCUUCUGGACGUUGUCGAAUGCCUCGUGAAUAAAGGAGCAGAUGUGAACAAAGCUUCAGGAUACAAUGGGGCCACAUCCCUCUACGCCGCUUCACAAGGAGGCUAUCUGGAGGUAGUUGAAUACCUCGUGGAAAAAGGAGCUGAUGUGAACAAAGCAUCAGCAUAUGAAGGCGGCACACCCCUCUACGCCGCUUCACAAGGAGGCCAUCUGGAGGUAGUUGAGUACCUCGUGGAUAAAGGAGCUGAUGUGAAAAAAGCAUCAGCAUAUGAAGGCGAAACACCCCUCUACGCUGCUUCACAAGGAGGCUAUCUGGAGGUAGUUGAAUGCCUCGUGAAUAAAGGAGCUGAUGUGAACAAAGCAGCAAAGAAUGGCUCUACACCAUUGAAUACAGCAUCUCAUGAAGGUCAUCUAGAUAUAGCGAAGUAUCUCGUCAUUAAAGGAGCAGCUCUUGAUAGUAGAGGUUAUAAAGGUCAGACGCCUCUUUGUGUCGCAUCACUCUCUGGUCAUCUCGCGGUUAUCAAGUAUCUUACCAGCCAAGGAGCACAGGUAGACACUGGAGAUAACGAUGGCUACACGCCUCUACAUGUCGCCUCACAGAAUGGUCACCUCAACGUUGUUGAAUGCUUGGUGGAUGCAGGAGCAAAUAUAAACAAUGCAUCGAAUAACGGACACGCACCACUUUAUACGGCUUUGAUUAAAGAUCACCUUGACAUUGUAAAGUAUCUUAUCAUUAGAGAGGCAGAUAUCGGGAGCAGAGAUGACAUCGGCACUACGGCAAUAUGGCACGCCUUUCUUCAUGGUUACCUCGAUGUAGUCAAAUAUCUCAUCAGUAAAGUUGAUGACCUUGAUAGGUGUGAUACUAAUGGUAACACACCUCUUUAUCUUGCAUCAAAGAAAGACCUUCUGGACGUUGUCGAAUGCCUCGUGAAUAAAGGAGCUGAUGUGAACAAAGCAUCAGCAUAUGUAGGCGACACACCCCUCUACGCCGCUUCACAAGGAGGCUAUCUGGAGGUAGUUGAAUGCCUCGUGAAUAAAGGAGCUGAUGUGAACAAAGCAUCAGCAUAUGUAGGCGACACACCCCUCUACGCCGCUUCACAAGGAGGCUAUCUGGAGGUAGUUGAAUACCUUGUGAAUAAAGGAGCUGAUGUGAACAAACCAUCAGCAUAUGUAGGCGACACACCCCUCUACGCCGCUUCACAAGGAGGCUAUCUGGACGUUGUCGAAUGCCUCGUGAAUAAAGGAGCUGAUGUGAACAAAGCAUCAGCAUAUGUAGGCGACACACCCCUCUACGCCGCUUCACAAGGAGGCUAUCUGGAGGUAGUUGAGUACCUCGUGAAUAAAGGAGCUGAUGUGAACAAAGCUUCAGGAUACAAUGGGGCCACAUCCCUCUGCGCCGCUUCACAAGGAGGCUAUCUGGAGGUAGUUAAAUGCCUCGUGAAUAAAGGAGCUGAUGUGAACAAAGCAUCAAGAUAUAAAGGCGAAACACCCCUCUACGCCGCAUCACAAGGAGGCUAUCUGGAGGUAGUUGAAUGCCUCGUGAAUAAAGGAGCUGAUGUGAACAAAGCAUCAGCAUAUGUAGGCGACACACCCCUCUACGCCGCUUCACAAGGAGGCUAUCUGGAGGUAGUUGAAUACCUUGUGAAUAAAGGAGCUGAUGUGAACAAACCAUCAGCAUAUGUAGGCGACACACCCCUCUACGCCGCUUCACAAGGAGGCUAUCUGGAGGUAGUUGAAUACCUUGUGAAUAAAGGAGCUGAUGUGAACAAAGCAUCAGCAGAUGAAGGCGACCCACCCCUCUACGCUGCUUCACAAGGAGGCUAUCUGGAGGUAGUUGAAUACCUCGUGAAUAAAGGAGCUGAUGUGAACAAACCAUCAGCAGCUGAUGGCGAAACACCCCUCUACGCUGCUUCACAAGGAGGCUAUCUGGAGGUAGUUGAAUACCUCGUGAAUAAAGCAGCAGAUGUGAACAAAGCAUCAGCAUAUGAUGGCAACACACCCCUCUACGCCGCUUCACAAGGAGGCCAUCUGGAGGUAGUUAAAUACUUUGUGAAUAAAGGAGCAGAUGUGAACAAAGCAUCAGGAUCUACAGGUGAAACACCCCUCUACGCCGCUUCACAAGGAGGCUAUCUGGAGGUAGUUGAAUGCCUCGUGAAUAAAGGAGCUGAUGUGAACAAAGCAUCAGGAUCUAAAGGUGAAAUACCCCUCUACGCCGCUUCACAAGGAGGCUAUCUCCAGGUAGUUGAAUGCCUCGUGGAUAAAGGAGCAGAUGUGAACAAAGUCUCAGCAUAUAAUGGUACACCAUUACAUGGAGCAACGCAGGAAGGACAUGUUCACGUUCUAAAAUACCUGAUCUCAAAAGGUGCAGACCUCAAAAGUGUUGAUGGUGAUCACUCUUCACCUCUUCAUAUUGCUUCACAGACAGGUCGUCUUGAUAUUGUUAAGUACCUCGUGAAUACAGGGGCAGAUGUAAACAAGGUAUCACAUGAUGGUUAUGCACCACUAGGAAUAGCAUUAUUUUAUAAUAAGCAAGAUGUAGCAGAAUUUCUCAUGUCUACGGAAGCGGAUCUGGGAAAUAGAUUUGAUACUGUUCAAACCACCCUCCGCAAUGCAUCCUCCAAGGGUCAUCUCGAUGUUGUAAAAUAUAUUAUACAUAAAGGAGUGGAUGUUAAUAGUGUUGACGGAGAUGGCUUCACAUUCCUUUAUCACGCAUCAAAGAACGGACAUCUUGAUGUAGUUGAAUGCCUAGUGAAUGCAGGAGCUGAUGUGAACAAAGCAGCAAAGAGUGGUUCUACACCUCUGUAUGCAGCAUCUCAUAAAGGUCAUCUAGACACAGUGAAGUAUCUGAUUAACAAAGGAACAGAUAUUGAUAAUCGAGGUUAUAACGGUCAGACGCCUCUUCGUGUUGCAUCAUUCUGUGGCCAUAUUGCAGUUGUCAAGUAUCUUAUCAGUCAAAGAGGAGAUAAAGACAUUGGUGAUAACCAUGGUUGUACACCUCUAUAUGCUGCUUCAUAUCAAGGUCAUCACGAUGUUGUACAAUAUCUCAUCGCUGAAGGAGCAAACUUGAACACGGGAGAUAAUGAGGGAUUCACACCCUUAUAUUUCGCUUCACAGAACGGACAUCUUGAUGUAGUUGAAUGUCUAGUGAAUGCAGGAGCUGAUGUGAACAAAGCAGCAAAUAAUGGUUCUACACCUCUGUAUGCAGCAUCUCAUAAAGGUCAUCUAGACACAUUGAAGUAUCUGAUUAACAAAGGAACAGAUAUUGAUAAUCGAGGUUAUAACGGUCAGACGCCUCUUCGUGUUGCAUCAUUCUGUGGCCAUAUUGCAGUUGUCAAGUAUCUUAUCAGUCAAAGAGGAGAUAAAGACAUUGGUGAUAACCAUGGUUGUACACCUCUAUAUGCUGCUUCAUAUCAAGGUCAUCACGAUGUUGUACAAUAUCUCAUCGCUGAAGGAGCAAACGUGAACACGGGAGGUAAUACGGGAUUCACGCCCCUAAACAUCGCUUCACGGAACGGACAUCUUGAUGUUGUACAAUAUCUAGUGAACGCAGGAGCUGAUGUGAACAAAGCAGCAAAUAAUGGUUCUACGCCUCUGUAUGCAGCAUCUCAUAAAGGUCAUCUAGACAUAGUAAAGUAUCUCGUCACUAAAGAAGCAGACAUUGAUAGCAGAAAUUGUAACGGUCAGACGCCUCUUCGUAUUGCAGCAUUCUAUGGUCACCUUGCAGUUGUCAAGUAUCUUAUCAGUCAAAGAGCAGAUAAAGACAUGGAUGAUAACGAUGGAUAUACACCUCUAUAUGUUGCCUCACAAGAGGGUCAUCUUGAGAGUGUUAAAUGUCUAGUGAAUGAAGGAGCGUAUGUAAACAAAGCAGCCAAUGAUGGUGAUCUAUCCGUCCAUGCUGCUUCUCGUCGAGGCCAUCUUGACAUUAUAACAUAUCUCAUUACAAAAGGAGCACAUAUCGAGGCACAUAAUAUUUACGGUUGGACAGUUCUUCAUUUUGUCGCAGAUAAUGGUCAAUUGGAAUCUUUGGAAUAUUUCUUGAGAAACAACACUGCUCCUGAAGUUGGACUUCAGACCUUAGCAGGUGUCACGCCAUUAAUGGUUGCCGCAAGGGGAGGGCAUCUGGACUGUGAACGUCUGCUGCUCGAAAACAAUGCAGACAUUGAGACGGAGGAUGCAGAAGGAUGGACAGCCCUACAUUAUGCUGCAGCAAGGUGA